UCCGGUUGUCAAUGUACACAAGAUGGCGGAAAAAGUGUAGGCCUAAACUGCGUUAGAUCCUGAGAUAUCUCUCUCUCAAUAUCUUCUUCUACAGGACGAACUGUUUUAUAUUUUUUGUGGCAGCUGUUCCCCUGAUUCAAAGUGUGCUUCAUAUCUUUCACAGUUCAUCAGCGACAGUGGUGAAUUCAGCAGCAACGAAACAGAGUGGAGAUAUGACCAAGACUGUGCAUCAUUCAGAUGCUGCCUUGACCCUGUCGCCAUGGACAUGACCCUUCCACCAUCCAUGGAAGCCUACACUCCGCCCGACAGCCUCUGGAGGUUAGUGGAGGAGAACGUUGCUCCAGGCGAGAGGCAAGAGAUCAGGGAUGUCCUGGGCAACUCCAUGGUGGAACAGAGUUUAGAACUUCACACAGAGGUCGAAGCACUGCUGGAGAUUUGGCGUGACUUUCGGCAGGAGUCUGAGACAGCGUUGCCCCCAGCCAAGGCGCUUCCCGAACCCCCGCUGCUUAGGAAGAGCCUGAAGGGACAGAUCCGAAUUCUCGUGGAGAGUUUGAAGGAACGAGCCAAGGAAGAAGGCAGGGAUUCAGGGUUGAGCUUGUCCAGGCGCAGCAGUGAGGUUCUGGACUACGUGCUGGAUGACAGCCCAAGAGAAUGUAGCACUCCACCCGGCUUAAGAAGACCCUCAACUGCUGUCAGCAAUCGAGAUGGACGAGAGACACCCUUGAGAAUGACGCCCUCUAGUGAUGGUGAUGAAUUGUCAGCAACAUCCACACUCAGUGACCGGGUAGACUCUGUUAGGGAUCAGCUGACUUAUCUUGAGAUAGAUGAAGUUGUCCAAGAAUUGAGGAGCGCCUUGGAAGACGAAGUUAGCCAACUGCUGCGGGACAUCAGCUUCUUGCAAAGUUGCCUGGAGGAGGAGUCAGACUUCCGAACAUCUUCCAGGAUGGUGGUACAGCAACAGGAGCCAUCCAUUCAAGAGUUACGAAAAGAGAAGAGUUUGCUGGAGAAACAGCUAGAAGAGGCCUCCUCCAUGACCACUAUCAACCUCAUCAACUCCGUCCAACCGAAGACGGCCGCCAAGCCUACCUCUCCAAAAAAACUUCCUGGCCCCUUGGUGCCGUCUAGCAAGAGCUCUUCCAAGCUUCGUCCAUCCCCACCAUCCUCAGCGAGCAAUGGGGCCAGACAGGGUCCCUUUAAGGCUUCACAGCCUGUGGGCAAAGUUGGAACAGUCCUGGGCUCGUCCAAUGUGAGCCAAGAGAAAAAGGCGACUAUCAACCCACCAAGCUCUGCAGUCCGCUCAAAGCCACCCAGACAGGGAUCAGCAGGUUCCUCUCACAACCUUGCCUCAAGAACUGCACCCUCAGCCACCCACAACCCAUCAUUGUCCCCUCCGCCGAACCUGCAACCAUCCCCACCAUCCUCUGCCAAGCCCCCCUCGGGUCGGCCAAGCUCAGCCCAGCGAUUCAGGACAAGGGUCUUGGAAGCCAGGCAGGGAAAAACGUAGCAGGAAAUCCGCCGGGCAAAUAACAAAAUAUCAGGGUUUCCCUUGGAAUCUCCAUGCCAUCUGGGAUAUACAGUAAAGGUUUCGAAGAUUACCAUGUAAAGACUCUUUUGCCUUGCUCUCUGGUUCACGAGCCAAGGAAAGCUACAACCUUGUGGUCAUCUGUGAGCAGUCAGUUCCUGAUGCUUGUAGGUUUAGGGUAGCGAGUGAGGAUCACUUGGACCAACAUUACUAAUUGUACAGUGAGUAGCAGCACAACGUUGAGCUUUUUGACGCACAAAGGUGUUUGAGGAACGGAGGUGUCAAAAUGGAUUUAAACCUCUGCCAACUCAUCUCUCAGGAGUCUCCCGCCUCUUCGACUUUUUUUUAUAUUUUCCUGAACUUAUAAUGGGAAUCUUCAUCGAGUUCACUUCAGUGGAAAAGCCCGUCAUGACAAGUCACAGGACUGGGCAUUUUCAUACAGCCAUCUGAUCCUGGAUUGAGGACAGAAUUUUUGUCUGUUCUGUCAAGAAUGCACAUUGUAGAAGCAUUAUGCUAGAUAUUUAAAAGAAAAAAUCAUCAAAGGCCGGUCAGUGUUGUUUGUAGCUGGCACAUUGCCAGCUACUGUUGCUGCCAGUGUUCUAUAACAGAACCAGUGCUUUCUGUGAAUGAACUCAAUUUUGUGUACGUUUUCUUGAAGUGUAAAUACAUGUAUAAUUGAAGCCUGAACUGUUUUCAGCAUUUCUGUCUUAAACUUUAUGGCAUUCCUGCAAUAUUUAAAAUUUUAUGAUCUGUGAGUUUUGAAAAGAUUUUUCUAUACACUGCAGUAAAUCAUAGUUUCAGUCUAACCUCCUUUGAGUGGAAUGUUUUAACAAGAAACACUAGAUGUUCUGUAGAGUUCCACAUGUGGAUCAUCACUCUCUGUUUGUUAGGCCCGAAAGAGAAAGAAUACAGCCUGGAACUUUCAAGCUGUACAGGUCUGUUCAUCAAUAUAUAAUGACAGACAGCGCGUAGGAAGUACAGUUAAAGGAAAUCAGCUUAUCUGAGGGAAAACUUUCAUUUUCAGUGUGUUAUGUUUAUAUUCUGCAGGAUACACAUUUGUAUAAUUCAGAAAUCUGUGUUGAAGAAUUUAGAAGAUAAAAUCUCUAGGUUGUGAAUCACUUUGUUUUGUUGCUGAAUGACUGUUCUAGUGCGCUGACUUCUACAUAACGUGAUGAUCGGUGAUUUCAAUAGAGCAAAGUUGCUCAAACCUAAGAAACUAUGAAAAGCUUUUACUAUAAAAGUGCCUGGAAUUUAUACAUGUUUAUGAUAAUGUGUACAUAUCUGUGUACCUACAUGACAUAUGGUAAACUUUUCAAAGGUGAUGCAUUGACUAAAUUUAAAUUGUGAGAAAUCCGUCCAGUGAAUUAGAAAAAUCAACACAGGGGUGGUUUUGUUCAGUUCAUUUGCAUUCCACCAUCUGCCUUGCACUUCGUGAUGGUUUCAUUUGCAGUUCCGUCCAAAGAUUUAUAGCCAGUGUUUGUUGAAUUUAAAGGAAAGAUUUGAAACUAAGUACAAUGAAGUUGACAUUUUAAAUAAACUGGUAUUCUUGUGUCAUCUCGGAAGAUCCUGAAAAAAAAAACUCAUUUGCAAACCAGUCACCUUUCUGUCAUUUAUCCUUUGUUUACCAAAGCAGCCUCCAUUAUUACACACACUGCAGAACACAGAGAGCUCGGAUUCAGGCAGAUUUACUCUCUUUUUUUCCUAAUUUUAUAAAGGUAAAUUUUCAGUUUUCAAAUAGCUUAGAGAAAUUCUUGCAUGAUGACUUAACUGUGCUACUGUACCAGAAUAUACAGUUAACCAGGGUACCAGCUAUGACCUCAAGUCGGGAUCACAGCGUACAUGUACAUCUAAAAUGAAGUUAAGGUUGUUUAUCAGUGGCAAAACAGUAACUGCAUGGUCAAAAAAAUUCUGUAAAUAUAAAUACAUUUAUUUACACAAGAGUACAAAUCAAGGCACAUUUUCCGUCAUAAAUUCAGAUGUUCAGUAAGAUACGGCAGCCUCAACAUGCUUUUAAGGUCCAAGUUCAUGCAAAGUGAAGCACGGAUAAAAGUGAAACUGGCAAUUCAAAUGCAAUCUGGGUAAAAUAAAGCCUCUUGUGGUUUCAAAAUACUUGUACAUACAUGUUCCUAAAUUGGAUAUUUAGUCUAAAAAUACUGCAGAACCACAAGACACCAUCCAGACAUGUGAACUGAUCUUCUGAACAGUAAAAAACAGGAAUCAUUUCAACAAGACAAUAACCAUACACCACGCUACACGUUCACAAAGAUACCUUCUGCGGUCUGUGCCUUCAGAUCAUCACUCUCUUGAUUCUUGGAAACAUUUUCUCCUUUAAACAUGUUAAAAUAGAGAAGAAUGUAAGUGCUCUUAAACCAGUUCUUCAUAAAAGACAGGACUGUGUAAUGCCAGCAUUACUACAUUUAAAAAGUUCUCUCCUAAAUUACCCCGUGAGGCAUUGAUCGGAUUUUACGAGGCACAACUCAUGCUAUCAUAAGUCCACGUAUUUACAAUGAAAUUCAGACCACUGGAUUUCUUAAGGAACUGAAAAAGGAAAGCCCAACGUUUU
This is a messenger RNA of Acanthaster planci (crown-of-thorns starfish), 4085 nucleotides long. RefSeq lists its product as uncharacterized. The record is from RefSeq and is a predicted model, not a curated record. NCBI's taxonomy places the organism in Eukaryota, Metazoa, Echinodermata, Asteroidea, Valvatida, Acanthasteridae.